AUGAUUGAUAGCAAUAGUUAUUUUAUUGUAACUAUUUUUUGUCUUCAAACACUUUAUAAUUGUAUUCUUGCAGUUAUUGGACAAUAUAUCUAUGGAUAUUUUUUACAAACUUAUCCUGAUAUGUAUCAAAAUUGGACAAUUAUCAACAAUUUAUCUUUAAACAUCAACAUGCUUGAAUAUAAUCGAGAACAAUGCAUAGAAAAUAUGACAGAUAUUUCAAAUAGUUCUGCUCAAAUAUGGGCACAACAACAUUCAGCUGAUUUAAUAUUUCGAGCAACUCUAUGGAGAGCAUUUCCCGUCAUUAUUGUAACAUAUUUAUUUGGUCUCUGUGCUUCACAAUUAAAUCGACAAUUAGUAUUAAUAUUUUCUUUAAUUGGAAAUGCUAUUCAUGUGAUUAUUUAUCAAGCAAUUAUCUAUAAAAAUUUAGCUGAAUAUUGGUGGUAUAUAUCAGCUUUUAUUGCCGGUUUGGCAGGUGGUACAAAUAUUCUAGGUUAUUCUCGAUAUGUUUUUUCAACUAAUUUGAUUAUUCUCUCUUUCUUCGGUUUAGGUAUUGUGAUCAAUUUAGUUAUCACAGAAAGUACCGAAGAAAAUGAACGAUCAUCACGUUUUGUACGUUACGGUGCUAUGACAACGGGUUUAUCAGCGUUAGCAACAUAUGGUAUUGGUUAUUAUAUUCAAUGGCGUGGCUAUACAGAUCUAUUAUGGAUGGCUCUUGGAUUAGAACUAUUAUCAAUUUUUGUUGUUAUUUUCUUUUUGAAACCAACACAUAGCUCAACAUCAGUUGAUGAAACGACAGCUCUACUAUCAUCAUCAUCAUCAUCGUCAAACGAUGUACAUGUUACGAUUAAAACACCUACUAUAUCUAAAUGUUAUCAUUGUUUUGAUAUUUGUACAAUGUUUAGAUUUAAACAUCAUUCAAAAAAGAAAUCAAUUAGUCUCAUUAUAACUAUGGUCUCCUAUAUAUUUCAUUUGUUGGCAUUAUCAUCAUCGUCGAUAAUGCUUUGGUACCUUCUUGGUACUCCAUUCUGUUGGUCAUCAAAAGAUCUUGGUCAAUUUUCUGCUGUAUCAUUAAUUACUACAGCUAUUUUCAGUGUACUAGGUAUGAAAAUAUUGAAUUAUAUUGGAGCAAAUGAUGCUUUAAUAUGUGCUCUUAGUCAUAUUUGCUGUUAUGGAUAUUUAUUAUGGAUUUCAUUUGUUCAAUAUAGUUGGCAAUUGUAUUUAGCAUUAUUGAUUAAUUCAUUUUCGACUUAUCAAAGUGUAUUGACAAUACCAAUGAUAUCCAAAUGGUUGGAAGUUCAUGAACGUAGUCAUGUUUUUACAUUAGUAACAGAAGUAAAUACAAUUAUUUCGGCUUUUGGAAGUUCAUUAUUCAAUUGGAUCUAUGCUAGGACAGUAACCUAUCAAAAAAAUUUUACAUUCUUAUUUGCUAGUGGACUUUGUAUUUUACCUUGUAUUCUCAAUAUAUGUCUUUUUGUGAUCAGUCGACGAACUCCUAAUGAACAAGCAUCGACAAUUGUAUCAGAAUUAAAUGCAGAACCAACAAUAUUACCACUAUCGAAUAGUUUACCUACACAAGUUGUUGAUAUAGCUUGUUUAAUUCAAACACCUCAUUCGUGUACUGAUGCUUUCUAUGCAUCUCACAAUGAUAUAUCUUGUACUAACUCUCACUCAUCAAUUGAUAAUCAAAAAGUGAUCGACAGAAUAAUCAAAUAA
Molecule: messenger RNA, 1713 nt
Organism: Rotaria sp. Silwood1
Lineage: Eukaryota; Metazoa; Rotifera; Eurotatoria; Philodinida; Philodinidae
Source: the annotation of a GenBank genome assembly